CAUGCUCAAAGAAACUACGUGCUUGUAACAGGAGCUACUGGAUUCAUUGGCGCCCAUGUCGUCGACGAGCUCCUCCGUCGUGGCCUCAAGGUCCGAGGGGCCACCCGGUCGUUGGCUAAAGGCAACCUCAUGAUGCAAGCUAGAUCGCAAUAUGCCGGCCGAUUGGAUUUCGUCGAGGUCGAUGAUUUUGAAAAGCCCGGCCGUUUGAAAGAAGCUGUCCAAGGUGUCGAUGCUGUGAUUCAUGUCGCCAGUCCCCUUUGCUACCAGACCGACGACAACGAGAAGGAGCUCAUUAUCCCCGCCAUCAAUGGCGUCAAGGGAAUUCUGGAAGCCGCGGCAGCCAACGGCAACGUCCGGCGGGUUGUGCUCACGUCUUCCUUUGCGUCCGUCAUGAAUGCCGACCGCAAGGCGCCACCAUACUUCACGUACACCGGAGAUGAUUGGAACCCGCUCACUUACCAAGAGGCUGCAGAUCCUGCAACGCCCGCUUUUCUUGCCUAUCGCGGGGCGAAGAAGUUUGCUGAGAAGGCGGCGUGGGAUUUUGUCAGGGACAGGAAGCCAGGAUUCGAUCUCGUAACGCUCUGUCCGUCCAUGACUUUUGGCCCGGUGGUGCAUCCCGUAUCCAGCCUGGACGGGCUCAACGAGUCGAGCGCCAUGCUGUGGAAGGUGGCCCGUGGCGAGCCUCUGGCAACAUCUCGCGUCCCCUCAUGGAUUGAUGUUCGGGACCUCUCCCAAGCUCACGUCGAGGCACUCUUGCGUCCGGGUGCCGGGAUGAAGCGAUACAUUGUAGGCGGCCAGGAGGGCUUCACAUACGACCUGGCGGCCCAGAUCAUCGAGGAGAGUUUUGACUGGGCCAAGGGGAAAGUUCAGCGCGACAAGGCACAAAAAAUAGACUACUCAUACGGUAUAGAUGGUGAGACUACAGCUAUAGACCUUGGGUUGAAGUAUACACCGUUUCAGAAAACGGUUGUGGACACGAUUUUCCAGUUGUCAGAGAUGGAGAAAUCGUUUUCAGCACAAGCAGUCAUAUAG
This is a messenger RNA of Clonostachys byssicola, 1032 nucleotides long. The record is from the annotation of a GenBank genome assembly. Lineage: Eukaryota; Fungi; Ascomycota; Sordariomycetes; Hypocreales; Bionectriaceae.